Erpetoichthys calabaricus (reedfish) is the source of this 1385-nucleotide messenger RNA. RefSeq names its product guided entry of tail-anchored proteins factor 3, ATPase (gene get3). Lineage: Eukaryota; Metazoa; Chordata; Cladistia; Polypteriformes; Polypteridae. The transcript is spliced from 7 exons. The record is from RefSeq and is a predicted model, not a curated record. Gene Ontology annotation, molecular function: ATP hydrolysis activity; ATP binding. Gene Ontology annotation, biological process: post-translational protein targeting to endoplasmic reticulum membrane. The coding region runs from base 114 to 1139 and encodes 341 amino acids. Gene Ontology annotation, cellular component: GET complex.
GAAAGCUGAUACUGUCUGUCACAGCUUGGAGCCAAAAUGGCGAACAUUGCACUUCCGUUAAUGGUCAAGGGGCGCGCGCAGGCUCCCUGUACACGAUCCGCCAAGCCGGCAAGAUGGCAACGUCAGUGGAAGAUGAGUUUGAAGACGCACCAGACGUGGAGCCGCUGGAACCAACUCUGAAGAAUGUAAUCGAGCAAAAAUCACUAAAGUGGAUAUUUGUUGGAGGGAAAGGAGGCGUGGGUAAAACAACGUGUAGCUGUAGUCUAGCUGUACAGUUGGCCUCUGUAAGAGAGAGUGUACUCAUCAUCUCCACAGAUCCUGCUCACAACAUCUCUGAUGCCUUUGACCAAAAGUUUUCCAAGGUGCCAACGAAGGUUAAAGGUUAUGACAAUCUUUUUGCAAUGGAGAUAGACCCCAGCCUGGGUGUUGCAGAGCUCCCUGACGAGUUCUUUGAGGAAGACAACAUGCUUAGUAUGGGAAAGAAGAUGAUGCAAGAGGCAAUGAGUGCAUUCCCGGGAAUUGAUGAAGCAAUGAGCUACGCGGAGGUCAUGAGGUUGGUGAAGGGCAUGAAUUUCUCUGUGGUGGUAUUUGACACUGCCCCUACUGGGCACACAUUGCGCCUUCUCAACUUCCCCACUAUUGUGGAAAGGGGGCUGGGCAGGCUGAUGCAAAUUAAAAACCAGAUCAGUCCAUUUAUAUCCCAGAUGUGUAACAUGCUGGGUCUAGGUGAUAUGAAUGCAGACCAACUUGCCUCCAAGCUGGAAGAGACACUACCUGUUAUCCGGUCAGUUAGUGAACAAUUUAAGGAUCCGGAGCAGACCACAUUUAUCUGUGUGUGCAUUGCAGAGUUUCUGUCACUUUAUGAGACGGAGCGGCUCAUCCAGGAACUGGCCAAGUGCAAGAUUGACACACACAACAUUAUUGUAAAUCAGCUGGUGUUCCCAGAUCCAGACAGGCCUUGCAAGAUGUGUGAAGCAAGGCACAAAAUUCAAUCCAAAUACCUUGACCAGAUGGAGGAUCUCUAUGAAGAUUUCCAUAUUGUCAAACUUCCUCUUCUUCCUCAUGAGGUGCGGGGGGCAGAUAAGGUGAACACAUUCUCCAAACAACUCCUGGAGCCCUACAAGCCCCCCAACAACUGACCGUCUGUAGGAAGUUGAACUGGUGUCCAGUGCAGGGAUUUGAAUCACACCAAUGUCCAUUCCCCUGCCUUUUUGUCUGUAUAGCUGCUUUGUCACCCAUGGUAUCCUAUUUAUUUUUUAUGGACAUGCCUGCUCCUUCUCAUUCUUUAAUUAUUGUCAUCUUGGCUGUUUAUUGUACAGUUGUACAAAGUGAUGAUAAGCGGAUUUUUGCCACUUUCUUUGAAAUUAAAAAAAGAUUUGAGCACA